AUGGAGUCUCCCGAGUCUUUGCGGGAGCUGGAGGAGAAGCCUAAGGCUCAUUUCUCCGAGCCCGACACAAGUCCUCGAGACGUCGACCCAUUCGACAAGCGUCUGACCCGCAUGACUACUGCUACCAUCUCCAGCAGCAGCUACUUCGACUCAGGCGACGGUACACGGUACCGCAGUCUGGAAGAAGAGAUGAAAGCGCCUCCGCCUCCAGCUCCGCUCUCCAUCGACGAGGAAGAGCGUGUUAUCACGUCCCCACGAGUACAGACUGUACAGUCGGCGUCCAAUGUCUUGGCGUUGGCGUCACGAUCCCGUAGCAAUGACAGUCUAUCUGCUUCUGUGCCCAUGAGACGCUUCAACAGCUCAGCUAGUAUGAUGCAGGCCGCUAUGGAGCGUAAGCGUAGCUUAGGUAACUCUACCAGUGCCGCAGCCAUGAUGCGAGCCGCCAAGGGGACUCCGGGCGAGGAACGCACAGGUUUCGCUCGGAUUUACUUCGAAAACAAAAGUUUCACGUCCUCUACGGUGUUUAAACUGCUGAGCACCACCACUGUACUCGAGGUGAGGCAAUCUAUGGCGGCCAAGAUCAAGAUCCCGGUACAGGACUUUAAUAAUUACGCCAUCGUCGUGGUAUUUCCGACUGAUAAUGCCGGCUCACUGUCGGCGAGGACAUUGAGAGAUGAAGAGCUCAUUCUACCGCUUGUGGAGAGGCUGAACCGAGCUCGACCAGUGCAGACAGUGGAGGCGGAUGACACGAUCGGAGGCACCACACGAGCCAAACCCAAACAUCGCUCAAGACCACCGGUCAAGUUUGUGCUCAAGGACGUGCAAGGAUCUCACUUGGAUAUUAGUGAAAAUACUGCGCCACCUCGACGUCAGCCGUCGGAGACGCAGUCUAUUAACUUCCCAGUGUUAUUAGGAAAGGGUGUAUAUUCAGGCUACCUUCAGAAGGCGAGCUCCAGGGAUCCGACAUUGUGGAGAAAGCGGUGGUUUAUCAUCAAAGGAGACCAACUGCUGUACUGCAAGUCGAACGUGAAUCAGCAGGACGUCACAUCAAUUAGUCUGCUCGGUGCUGUCCUCGCUAAGGCGAAGCCAGAAGUGCGCGUACCGUUUUCUUUUCAACUCAAGACUCCUCGGCGGGAUUACGAGCUGUGUGCUAGCAGCAAGGACGAAAUGGUGGCGUGGAUUCACGCGCUACAUGUCCAGAUUGGCCUAUGCUCGGAAAAUCAUCGCUUAUAUGAAGCCGAAAUCUGGAUCACAGAAGACGCUGUAAACCGAAGCGAACAGGAGUCUUAUGUACCUUCAGCAGCAGAACCGUCUUUGCUUGAGCGUGUGCUCUCUCGAGAAGACACGCUGAAGCUGUUCCGUGACUUUGUGUUUACUACUCAGUUCCAGAGUUUACUGGACACAUGGAUCGAGUGUGAACUGUUCCGCCGAAGCUGUCUUGCUCGCGAGAAUGGGCUUGUAACCAGUGCAGGGAUGGCAAAUCGACGUACACCGCAAGACGAAUGGGAUCACUUAAAGGAUAUCAUCCGUGCAAUCCAGCUGCUGAACAUCGUACACGCUGACGACUUAAACCAGCUUCGGCAAUCUUUCCAGACAGAACAGAGCAAUCGUCGCCUUAGCGUGAGCAUGAACAGCGACGGGUUCGACGAAUACCCGCGCACUGAUGUUAUCGUUCCUGUUCAGCGGAAACUUUUCAAAGCCAUCGAAGCCGGACCAUUUCAACAGUUCCUCUUGCAGAACGGGUAUCGACUCCUGCUGGAGCGCACUAUUGGGACCAUCGCGUAA
This is a messenger RNA of Phytophthora nicotianae INRA-310, 1785 nucleotides long. RefSeq lists its product as hypothetical. The transcript has 5 exons. Gene Ontology annotation, biological process: signal transduction. The record is from RefSeq and is a predicted model, not a curated record. Gene Ontology annotation, molecular function: GTPase activator activity. Bases 1 to 1785 code for a protein of 594 amino acids. NCBI's taxonomy places the organism in Eukaryota, Oomycota, Peronosporomycetes, Peronosporales, Peronosporaceae.